This is a messenger RNA of Drosophila ficusphila, 588 nucleotides long. RefSeq names its product peritrophin-1. Gene Ontology annotation, cellular component: extracellular region. The transcript has a single exon. Lineage: Eukaryota; Metazoa; Arthropoda; Insecta; Diptera; Drosophilidae. Bases 1 to 588 code for a protein of 195 amino acids. The record is from RefSeq and is a predicted model, not a curated record. Gene Ontology annotation, molecular function: chitin binding.
AUGUUGCCAUAUCCCAACGAUUGUCGCAAGUAUUACACAUGCCUAAGGGGACAGGCCUUCGAGCGGCAAUGUCCUUCGAACUUGUUCUGGAGCCAGUUAACCUACCGAUGUGACUACGCUGAGUACUCCGAUUGCACCUCGGACAAUCCGCCAAAACCCAACAACGAUGUGCAGUAUUCUGCAUUUCCCGGAGACUGCAGUCGAUUCUACGAGACACGAGUCCAUCAUUGCGAACAGAACUUCCUCUGGAGCCAACAAUUCCAGCGCUGUGUGGCACCCCAGUAUGCGAGUUGCCAGGACAAUCCUGUUUCAGUUCCCCCUGUUACCCCACCCACUGAUCUUAUACCCACUGCUGCCACUCCGCCAUCCGCAGGAUAUACUCCCACUGAUUCUGGUCGGUUACCAAUUGAUGCCCAAGCCCGGUGCCAAGGCAUUUCAAAUGCCUACAUUCCGUAUCCCGCCGAUUGCCACAAGUUUAUUUACUGCGGACCAACGGCCACCGUCUUAACUUGUCCGGGAAAUCUUUACUGGAACCCAAGCCAACUUUCGUGCAACACAUCCAACGCUGAUUGCCAGUACCCCCAGUGA